This is a messenger RNA of Schistocerca cancellata (South American locust), 636 nucleotides long. RefSeq lists its product as uncharacterized. The coding region runs from base 1 to 525 and encodes 174 amino acids. The record is from RefSeq and is a predicted model, not a curated record. The transcript is spliced from 4 exons. Lineage: Eukaryota; Metazoa; Arthropoda; Insecta; Orthoptera; Acrididae.
AUGCUCACUUCAGUCUUCAGACACAAUUUUCUGCUGGUUUGUGUGUUUCCCCACCUGCCAGAAGGGCCCGCGCUGGAGGCGGCGGUGUCUGCGGCGCCAAGUUUUGUAACUGGGGCGGGGUGGCCGCGGGCGGUGGCCUUGUUUACUGGCGCCGCCGCCGCCCUCGCCCUUCUGCACACGCAACUCGCCAGGAAGGGCGCGGCAGAGCCAGGAACAGAGCAGCCAGAGGACAGCCAUGAAGUUCGUGACGAUACUUGCGUUGGUGCUCAUGCUGGUGGCUGUAGUCCUUUGCGCCCCCGCGGGAAGCGACUCCGACCCGACGGAUGCCGACGAGGACACAAGGUCCAACCUGUUCCUGCUCAAGAAGAAACUGUUGCUCAAGAAGAAGCUGCUGCUGCUCGGCUGAUGUCCCAACAUACGCCAGCUCGUCCUGGUCAUAAUUCAUCACAGCGGAGCAUCACAAACACAGCGCCCGCCAUUUACCUUCACCUGUUGCUCAACGGCGACAUAUUGACUCUACAGUAAUUUACUGUUCCGCUUCGCAUCAUUUGUUUUAUAGUCGUUAGAUACAUUGCUUUUGUACAAAAUUGUAUAUUAUGUUCCGCUAGGUAAUAAAUACUUAGUAGUUAUUAGUCA